GUAAUUGUAGUAAAAAACAUGUAUACUAAAUAUGGAAUAUGACACAAGGCUAAUUAUCAAAAAAGUCAAAAAAUAUCAUGGCCAAUAUAAAAGAAUAGUUGUUUGUGUUUAUUGAAAAAAUUCUUUUUUAACCUGCGAAUGUACAAUUUAUUUUUUUUAAAGUGUCUGUUUUAUAGUAUAUAUCCAUAAAACAAUAUAAAUAAAUACAACCAAAACGGAGCAGUUACAUACAUAUACAUAUGUUUGUAAUUCGUCUACAUGUGUUGUGCGUACAUGUGUAAUGCAAUGAGAAUCAAUGAGAUUGGCAUACGAAUCAAAAUCACAAGAAAUAGCACUGUACUAAGAAACGUAUAUCAAAAAUCUUGUAACUGAAGAAGACAAGGUUGAAAUUAUCUGUUAACUGGCGAUAAUUUGUGAUUGUUGAUUGAUAGAUGAAAAUACUGAGGAUUAAUCAGAAGAAUUGUUCGCUGCCGUACCUAGAUGCCACGUAAAAAAUAAUUAAAGGUGGUAAGCUAAGUGAGACCAUAGUAAACCUGUGGGAAUGGGAGCUUGUUUGUGUAAAGACUGUCCAGAUGGCCAAGAAAACGGAAAUAAUGAAAAUAACGAGAAUACUGCAGUGCCAAGGAUUGAUAUUCAUGCUGCUGGUGAUCCAUCGCCUGAUUUUAAGUUUCCGACGUCUGCUAACAUCGAUAAGUUGGUGCUGGAGACUCUGGGAGUCAUCGGCGGUCUUGUUGACAAUGAGCAAGAACCUCCACCGUCGAUGCUCAAACUCCACGCGAUUGCCGACAAAGAGGAAGGAUGGCUCCAAGUCGCUAGUUCUAUGGUCAAUGUUAUUCCAAUGCAUAGUCCUCUAGGUCCUUCAGUUAUUACUUUACUUCUUGAUGAUUGUCCGUUACCGUCUAAGGAAACUGUCUUGAAGUUGUCUCAUAUGUUUCAAGUUUCUCAAAAGACUGGAAAAGUACAAACGAGCAUAACACAGCAGAGAAAUAUCUGUGUUGUACUUGGUUGUAUUGCUGAAAAAUUGGCAGGACCCAGUAGUAUAGCCUUAUUGUCAAAAGCAACCUUAGACUACCUCGUAUCGAAUCUUAGAGAAGAUGUGGAAUCUUAUGUGGUACUAUACUCAUUAAUAGCUUUGGAAAAAUUCGCUCAGACCAGCGAAAAUAAAGUAACCAUACAGAGAAGACUUAUGGAAGAAAAAGAACACCCUUUAUUAGCUUUAGAAAAAUGGGCCGAUGAGACUCAUUAUGUACGUCGUCAAGCUGGCUUUUCAGCCCAGUGGUGCUUGGAUAAUUUAUUUUUGAUAGAAGGAAGAAAAUAUUCUCAUGAUACUGUCGACUUGACUGGCAUAAAUGUGAUGUUAAACACAAAGGAUGUAAGCGAGUACCUGAAAAUAUCACCAAAUGGUUUAGAAGCACGUUGUGAUGCCUACUCAUUUGAAAGUGUUCGUUGUACUUUUCAAGUUGAUUCUGGAGUUUGGUAUUAUGAAACUCUUAUUAUGACUACCGGAGUUAUGCAAAUUGGAUGGGCGACUAAGAAUAGUAGUUUUUUGAAUCAUGAAGGAUAUGGUAUUGGUGACGAUUCAUAUUCAUUAUCGUGUGAUGGCUGUCGUAGACUGAUUUGGCAUAACGCUCGUAGUGAAAAAUAUCACGACCGACCACCUUGGAAGGCCGGCGAUGUUCUUGGUUGCCUACUCGAUUUAAAUAAAUUAGAAAUAAUAUUUUAUACCAAUGGUGUUCCUUUGAAACCGUGCGUCCAAGUGUUUAAAACAGCUAGGACUGGGUUCUUUGCGGCCGCUAGUUUUAUGUCUUUCCAACAAUGUCUGUUUAACUUCGGCAACGUGCCUUUCAAAUAUCCACCGGCUGACAGGGAGUUUAUGAAGUUCAAUGAUCAUGCGACUUUGAAACCAGAGGAUAAAGUUGUUCUUCCACGACAUAUUUAUCUUAAUCAAUUGAGGAAAUUAAGUGUUAGAGAAGAUUCCUGUACCUUGUGUUAUGAUCAAAAAGCUUCGGUCAGGCUGUUACCCUGCGAGCAUCGAGGAUUUUGUCAAACAUGCCCGAUGCAACUUGUUGAAUGUCCCAUGUGUAGAGCAACCAUCGAAGAAGUCGCUGUUGAAUUGGACAGUGUGUGACACUGACUUUAAAUUUACAACAAUAA
Molecule: messenger RNA, 2154 nt
Organism: Cotesia glomerata
Lineage: Eukaryota; Metazoa; Arthropoda; Insecta; Hymenoptera; Braconidae
Product: RING finger and SPRY domain-containing protein 1-like
Exons: 8
Coding region: 542-2128 (528 amino acids)
Cellular component (GO): cytoplasm
Molecular function (GO): ubiquitin-protein transferase activity; protein binding
Source: RefSeq, a predicted model, not a curated record